This is a messenger RNA of Protopolystoma xenopodis, 267 nucleotides long. The record is from the annotation of a GenBank genome assembly. Lineage: Eukaryota; Metazoa; Platyhelminthes; Monogenea; Polystomatidea; Polystomatidae.
AUGGCAUUCGUCACUGACGAUGCCUGCGAAAUGGUUGAGAAUGUAUCCAGCCAAUGGUCCAACGCUGGAAAUCGCGAAUACUAUGUCAGAGAGCCCUGGACUAAGCACGUUUCACAAGGCCUCCUUGACGCCCGUCCAAGUUGCGAAAAUGUCGUCAAGCCAACACUGAUUCACAUGGUUAAGGUCCAGUGUGUUCACUAUGUCCAGCUAUUUCUGAUCCUUCUGAUCCAUUUCCCUGCGGAGACUUUGCUGCUUCGUGAUUCAUAA